UAUAGGCGAAAAUAUCUGUUGGAUCCGAAAUAUAUGAUGAAACGAGAUCUCCAACAUUAUUACCGGUACUAUCACAGCUCGGACAAAAGUCGACUUAAUUGUAAAAAAAUCUUAUUUAUUAUAUUGUGUGUAUGUUUUUUCGCAUAUCUAUUCGUGGAUUACAAUAUUCGUACAAAAAUCAUUAAAUUUCGGGAUCGUUUCGAAUUUAUAGCUCGAAUUGAAUCACAGUAUAACGUUAGCCAAACCUAUUUUGUAAACACUCCAGGUUGCCACAUUCCACAUUUUGAUGUGACUAACUAUCGAUUAAUGCAAUAUAUGGGAUUACCACCAAAUCUGACUUGCAAGAAAGCUAUAACCCGAGCAAGCGAGGUGGGUUCACGUUUAUGGUGGACCAUAACCGACGAAGAAUUAAUGUUUUAUUAUAAAAUAAAUGAUACCAGCAACAUCAAUUGCAACUAUAGUCCGCUAAAACACAACUACAAAAUUUCAACUAGUACAUUUGGCGAUGUAGUUCCAUUCAAGUUGCUUUUCAACCAGUCUAUUGAAAUUGCACCCGAAAUAGAAUUUAUACGAGUUCGUUGCUCAGAAAAACAUAGACAAUACUUCUAUGAAGACUACCACUUUUUUGCUGUAAAUAAAACACAACCAAGAACGAAUUAUUUUGCGAAAAGUGAGAAAAAUAAAAUUAAUAAAAGGGUAACAAGAGUUAAAAAAAAAGAAAACUUCAGUGACUACUUACAUGUAAGGGACGAUGACAUAAAGGAGUCUACACAACAGCUUUCUAUAAUGAUUUUAGGAAUUGACAGUGUGUCACAUUUAAACUCUUUGCGUUAUAUGAAGCGUACUGUGGAUUACAUUCGAAAGCACUUAAAUUAUGUUGAGUUUUGGGGUUUUAAUAAAGUGGGUGACAAUGCCUAUUCCAAUCUAAUUCCACUUCUUACUGGCCUCGCUGCAGAUGAGUUGAAAUUAUCUUGUACGCGGGCAAAAAAAUUACACUUCACUGAAUGUCCAUUUAUAUGGAAACGAUUCAAAGAAGCAGGAUAUAUGACUUCGUUUCUCGAAGAUGUCGCUCGAACCAGCCUUUUCAAUAUGGACACAAUUUUCAGUCAUCCCCCCACCGAUUAUUAUAUACGCCCCGUUGUUAUGGAAAUGGAGAAUCAUAUUGGUUAUUAUUACUCCGUUAGCGUUAAUUUAUGUAUGGGAGGGCGACGCACAAUUGAUUUGGUACUCGAGAUGAUCCAUAAGCUGAAUCCAUUCCUUCAAAAAGAAAAUUUCUUUUCAUUCUUUUGGCUUGCAUCCAUGACUCACGACUUUAUAUAUAUGCCAAAAUUACUGGAUAAUGAUUUUGUUAAUUUAUUUGAGCAUUUCCAAGAAACUGGGAUUUUGAAUAAGACAAUAAUUCUUCUGACGAGCGAUCAGGGCUUACGCUGGGGCUCAUUUCAUGGAACAUACCAAGGUAUGAUGGAAGAACGACAACCCUUACUCAUAGCCAUUUAUCCGUCAUGGUUUAAGCAAAGGUAUGCCGAAGCUGUUGCUAAUCUGGAAAUCAAUGCCAAACGAUUAAUAACUGCCUAUGAUGUAUAUGCGACAUUUUUGGAUGUACUUAAUUUACAUAAUUUGCAACCAUCAACGUUAAAGGCCCGCUCUAAAGAGCUCCAUGAUUUUGAUACGAUUCCCAGAGGUAUUAGUCUAUUUCUUCCUGUACCUGAGACCCGCACUUGUGAAAACGCAGGUAUUGCUUCGUACUGGUGCACAUGCUAUCAAAGAACCGAAAUGCCAACGAAUGAUGUACGGGUGCAGGAAGCGGCCCGUUAUGUGGUCAAAUUAAUCAACGAACAAUUGAAACCGUAUCCACAAUGCAGGAUACUUUAUUUAAACUCUAUACUGGAUGCAGUUUUGUUGGCACCCCAUUAUACUAUUAUCAAGGAAGUUAACGAUGAUUAUGCUAACGACAUUUCUUUAAGAUUGCAAACUAAACCUGGAUUGGCAGUAUUUGAGUCAACGGUACGUAUAUCAGGGUAUACAAAGAGGCUUACAGGCUCUAUAACCCGGCUUAAUUUAUACGGAAGUCAAAGCUAUUGUAUAAAUAUGGAUACACUUAAAAUGUAUUGCUAUUGUCACAGAUAAAAAGUAUUUACAAUAAAACUACCAUAAAAUAUCUCAAAUGCAACUUAAAACAAGCAAUAAAAACAUUACUUCUGUUUGAAAAGAGAUAAAGAAAUAAUUAAACAAAAGCAUCUACUUAAAUAAAUACACAUAUGAACGUAUCAGUAUAUACCUAUCUAAUUUUUUAAAAUAGGUUUAUAGCACUUGAAAGCAUUUUAUUUGUAAAAACAAACAAGUAGUUAUUUAAUAUUUUAAAAUUUAUCAAAUUUUAAAUUAAAAUAACUGAUUUAUGACGUUGUUGAACAACGUUCAUUAGAAUAAAUGUAUAGUACAUAUACAUGCGUAAGUAUGGGCCAAAAAUAGUAAUAGAAAUUUCUUCAUUAUCAUUUGACUGUAAUAUAAUAAUACAUACUCUCAAAGCAGUUAUCUGGGAAAUACAAAAAAAAUAUUUUUAUGCGUAGUGCCAAAAAAUCUAUAGGGAUCCUCAUCAGCAACUCAUGUUUUUUUUAAACUUGCCCAUGGUUUUUUUAUAUAACGGGUCUUAAAAAUCUUAAUAUUUGUACUGCAAGAUAUUCGUGCCCAUCAAAUCAAAGUAUGAUUUAGUUCUUCUUCUAAGGUAUUGUUAGCAAAUUAAAAUCUUCGACUCAGAGUUUUUCGUGAAUAAUCAUUGCUGUUCAGUACAUAGUAUAUUGCAAUCGACCUGAAACAUUUAUAGUAACAUAAAAUUAUGUAUAAGUGAGUUUAAAUAGGUAAAAUCUUGAACACACUGUAAUAAAAGUAUCAUAAAGCGAUAAAAGAGGGAGAUAUAUUAAACUCGAUGGACAUGAAGCUAUUGUUAGAAAAUUUCGAUGGAAAUUAACUUACCAAAAACAAAACAGGUUGGUAGAUAAUUAUUAUCUCGAGAACUAUCAUUCACCUCAUAUUUCAUGCUUUCUGACUAUCGUAACGUUUUUCAAGCAGAAUUUUUAAAAUAGAAGUCGCUUUCAAACUCUUGGUUUUCAGGCAUCGGAAGUGCAACAUUUAAAAAGAGACACAUUUUAUAAGGAAACUUUUCUUUCAGUCAUUAAUGAAUUGAAUAGUGCACUUUAAAACAAGCUUUUCGCUUACAAGGUUAACGAGCGAUUUAAUUUUAUUGGUCAGCUAAUACAAAUAAAUCAGAUGAUUUCGAAAUUUCUUGUGAAAAUAAACCCAAGGACGUAAAAGCGUCCUUAGAGAAUCUAUCCACUCAACACUAUUGUAAAUCUUUAUACAAAAGCGAAAACGAAUCAAAAUGCAUUUUUUGAGUGAUAAACGAAUACGAAUACAUUAUAAAUAACCCAAAAUUCAUCAAAAUAUAAACAGAAAAUUCCUGAGAAAAAGAAAAAACAACUGAUUUUGACAUUAUGGAUUCCAACAGAAAAUAUAUUUUUUGAGUGAUAACCCCAACACCAAAAAAUGGUUUUUUGGUUUUCUCAUGUUUAUAUUUUGAUAAUUGCGCGUUGUUUAAAGAUAUAUUUUCAUGGGUUAAAAUCUUUAAAAAAUUAUUUUAGAAUUUCAAAAACAAAACAAAAUUGCUACUUUUGAUAUUAUGAGUUAAAACAAUCUGUUGGGUACUCGGCUUAUAAGAAAAUAACCAAUUUAAUCUUAAACUAAGAUUUCAAAAGCCUAUUAAAUGUUUGUCGCGUCGUAAAUUUAUUGUUAUUAUUUUGAAAACUUCAAAUCGACAAAGCUUUUUAAUGAUAAGGUCCGUAACGAGAAGAUAUCUGGCAAACUGAUAAAGUACAUCAACAUCCAAUCUAAUCCAAACUCAAUUAGAGAAUGAGUCAUUGUAGAACGAAGAAAGAAAGAAGUUAACUAAAAAUAACAGCUCCCCCAUAAUCGACAAUGUACAGUUCUUCCUAAAGUGAACUGUAGUGAAUUGUACAGAGCAUCGGUCAUUUCGUAUUCAAAAUUAAAGAAACAGUGUAGUAUGAUAAAAUGUAUAUAUUAGUAUUAUAUUUUUGAUAAAAAAAA
Molecule: messenger RNA, 4098 nt
Organism: Bactrocera dorsalis (oriental fruit fly)
Lineage: Eukaryota; Metazoa; Arthropoda; Insecta; Diptera; Tephritidae
Exons: 1
Source: RefSeq, a predicted model, not a curated record